GCGGAGUUCCACCUUCAGUCCCUCCUGUCCCUUUACACUGAUUCAUCCAUCAAAGCUUUCCAGUACCCACCCCUGACCACCACCACUACCACCCUGUCUGCAGAGUGGGUAUCGGCACCCUCUCCAGGGGGUGCCAGUGAGGAGCUGAGUGAAGCCUUGGAUAAGCCACUGGAAAAUGAUGCAGAGGGCGUGUGGAGUCCAGACAUUGAGCAGAGCUUUCAGGAGGCUCUGGCCAUCUACCCACCAUGUGGCCGUCGCAAGAUCAUCCUCUCUGAUGAGGGCAAGAUGUACGGAAGGAAUGAACUAAUAGCACGCUACAUCAAACUGAGAACAGGGAAGACACGAACAAGAAAACAGGUGUCCAGUCAUAUCCAGGUGCUAGCACGGAGAAAAGCUCGGGAGAUACAGGUGAAACUGAAGGACCAGGCAGCCAAAGACAAGGCUCUCCAAAGCAUGGCCAACAUGUCGUCCGCCCAGAUUAUUUCUCCGGCUGCUUUCCAGAACAAAAUGACCCUGCAGGGCCUCACACGGCCUGCAUACCCAACUGCUGGAGGGUUUUGGCAUGGAGCGCUUUCAGGUCAAGCAGCACCCACAGAGGACAUCAAACCAUUUUCACAACAGAACUACAUUAUGCAAGCCACAUGUCCUUCCAUCACAGGUUAUGAGAGUGCUUCAGGUCUGUCUAUGUCCCCUAGUGCCCCACCUUGGCAGGGUCGAAGUAUAGCCAGCUCCAAACUGCGUAUGUUGGAGUUUUCUGCCUUCCUGGAGCAACCGCAGGACCCAGAAAAUCAGUUUAACAAACACUUGUUUGUGCACAUCGGUCAGUCCAACCCGACCUAUUCUGACCCUUAUCUGGAAGCAGUGGACAUCCGGCAGAUCUUUGACAAGUUCCCCGAGAAGAAAGGAGGACUGAAGGAGCUGUUUGAGAAAGGACCUGCAAGUGCUUUCUUUCUUGUCAAGUUCUGGGCGGAUCUGAGCGUGAACCUCCACGAUGAAAGUAAUUUUUUCUAUGGCGUCUCAAGCCAGUAUGAGAGCUCUGAGAAUAUGAUCAUCACCUCCUCUACUAAAGUCUGCUCCUUCGGCAAGCAGGUGGUGGAGAAAGUGGAGACGGAGUACGCGCGGUUUGAGAACGGGCGAUAUGUAUUUAGAAUCCACAGAUCACCUCUCUGUGAAUAUAUGAUCAACUUUGUCCAUAAACUUAAACAUCUCCCAGAGAAAUAUAUGAUGAACAGUGUACUGGAGAAUUUUACUAUACUACAGGUUGUUACUAACAGGGACACUCUGGAAAUUUUGCUGUGUGUGGCUUACGUGUUUGAAGUGUCAACCAGUGAGCAUGGUGCCCAGCAUCACAUCUACAGACUGGUCAAAGACUGAUUUUGAGACUGUAACUGUACAACUACUACCUAUUACUACUACUAAAGCUCAAAGCACCACGACUUCCCCUACUGCUGUCCUACAGACCUCCAUGAUUUAGUCAGGGAAUACAAGCACAUCGACGGGUGAUCUACCGAUUCCACAACACAACUCCGACUCCCAGAGGCCUGAGCAGGAGAAACUUUUCUAGUGAACAUGACACAAUCAGAACGUUUGCUUCUUCUAGAAAGAUCAAAGUCAGAAUGCAAGUUGAGACAGGUGUUUUGUGUUCUGUUCUGUUUUCUUUUUUUCUAAUAUGGAAAAUACGAUUAGAAGGAAAUUGCAUGAAGAUGUUUUUCUUCCUUGAAUUGAAUGUAACUAAAGAGUUGUUUGUUAUGGUGUCAUUUCACACAGUGACUUGUGACAGACUGGAUGUCACCCAGUGAAGAGUUAAAUAUGCAUAUACACUUAUCUUGUUUUAGCCUCCAAGCUGCAUAUGUAAGGUAUUAUGCACUGAAAAAGCUGUGUAUGGCCAAAUUCUUUAUAAUAUUUAAUUUAAAUUGCAUCCUAGCAAUCUGUGUGACGAAAAUAGCAAUUACAUUGAGCAUUUAAAAACAGUGUGUAAGAUUUUCACAACUUCAGUUCAGGCAAGAGGAAAAAUACAGUCUGGAGAAAUGAAUUCAACCACUUUUAUUAUGUUUUUAUCAUAAGUUCAGGGCAUGUAUCCACAUCCGAUUUACACACAAUGCCAUUUGAUUUUUUUUACUAGCAAAGAUUUGCAAAAAAGUAAGUAUUUAUCAGAUUCAAAAGGUAAUUAAAAAUAGUACUCAGACACCAAAAUGUAUAACA
Molecule: messenger RNA, 2202 nt
Organism: Trichomycterus rosablanca
Lineage: Eukaryota; Metazoa; Chordata; Actinopteri; Siluriformes; Trichomycteridae
Product: transcriptional enhancer factor TEF-3-like
Exons: 11
Biological process (GO): regulation of transcription by RNA polymerase II; hippo signaling; embryonic organ development
Cellular component (GO): transcription regulator complex
Molecular function (GO): DNA-binding transcription factor activity, RNA polymerase II-specific; RNA polymerase II cis-regulatory region sequence-specific DNA binding
Source: RefSeq, a predicted model, not a curated record